This is a messenger RNA of Crotalus tigris (Tiger rattlesnake), 2711 nucleotides long. RefSeq names its product acyl-CoA (8-3)-desaturase-like. The transcript has 12 exons. Gene Ontology annotation, cellular component: membrane. Gene Ontology annotation, biological process: lipid metabolic process. Gene Ontology annotation, molecular function: oxidoreductase activity, acting on paired donors, with oxidation of a pair of donors resulting in the reduction of molecular oxygen to two molecules of water. The record is from RefSeq and is a predicted model, not a curated record. NCBI's taxonomy places the organism in Eukaryota, Metazoa, Chordata, Lepidosauria, Squamata, Viperidae. Bases 204 to 1580 code for a protein of 458 amino acids.
AAGUGGCGCCGGAGCCAAUGGUGUUUCCUAACAGUUUGACGGACCAAUCAAGUGGCGAAGAGAGAGUUCCAGAACGAGGGAGGUUUGAUUGAGCGUGCCCGAUCUUUCUGUUGCUGAGCUGCUCGUGCUGCCUUGUCCGGGAAUUGUGAUUUUUGUCGAGGAGCUCCCCGUUGGAGAAGCGCGGAAUUAACCCUGUGGGAUAAAUGGCUCCUCCGCUGCAGGAUACCGGGGUGGAGGUUGGAGCGGGAGAGAAAAAGGCGAACGGGAGCGAAAUCAGUUCCCGCCGUUUUUUCACGUGGGAAGAAAUCGGUCUGCGCACGGGACGGAUUCAGCCUCAUCUUAAGGAGAAGUGGCUUGUGAUUGACAGGAAGGUCUACGACAUCAGCAGCUUCUGCAACCGGCACCCGGGGGGCUUCAGGGUGAUUUCCCACUACGCUGGGCAGGAUGCCACGGAUGCAUUCACAGCAUUUCAUCUGAAUAAGGCUCAACCAAGCAAGUAUUUGAAUUCAUUGCUGAUAGGGGAACUGGCACAUGAUCAACCAAGUUCUGAGCCCAGCAAAAAUCAAUUGCUUGCCAAAGACUUCAGGGAGUUGCGGUCCACCAUUGAAAAAAUGGGACUUCUGACACCAAAUCUCUUGUUUUUCGGUCUGAUUUUUCUUCAUAUUAUAUUGUUCGAUAUCAGUGCUUGGUUGACAGCCUGGUAUUUUGGCACAUCUUCAAUAUCAUUCUUCACGGGUGUUGCAUUUUUUACUAUUGCUCAGGUCCAAUUGUCCUGGCUCCAACAUGAUUUGGGUCAUCUUUCAGUCUUUAAAACAUCCAAGUUGAACCAUCUUGCCCAUAGGAUCGUCUUGAGUCUACUGAAAGGAUUUCCAGCUGGUUGGUGGAAUAAUUUGCAUUUCCAGCAUCAUGCCAAACCGAACUGCUUUCGUAAAGAUCCCGAUCUCAACAUGCAUCCCAUUGCGUUUGCCCUAGGGAAGAAACUAGCUAGAGAGCUUGGAUUGCAGAAAAAGAAGUUCAUGCCUUACAAUUACCAACACAAGUACUUCUUCUUAGUGGCACCGCUUUUAAUUGUUCCCUUCUUCCAAGUCUCCAUAUACCACUCUACCAUAAAACGCAAAGAAUGGGUGGAUCUAGCCUUGAUUAUCAUUUACCAGAUCAGAGUCAUCCUUAUCUACUUACCCAUUAUGGAAUUUAAAACUUUUAUGGCAUUCUACUGGCUGAGCAGAUUUCUGGAAGCAGCUUGGUUUAUCUGGGUUUCACAAAUGAAUCACAUUCCAAUGAAUAUUGACUAUGACACAAACAUGGACUGGGUAUCUACCCAGCUCCACGCAACAUGCAAUGUGGAUCAGUCAUUUUUCAAUGACUGGUUCACUGGUCAUCUGAAUUUCCAGAUUGAACACCACCUUUUCCCCACAAUGCCUCGCCACAACUAUAGUAAAGUGGCUCCUCUUGUGAAAUCCCUCUGUGCCAAGUAUGGUAUUCCCUAUCAGAGCAAGCCCCUCCUUACAGCCUUUGGAGACAUUCCGCGAUCUCUUAAGGUCUCUGGAGAUGCCUGGCUUGAAGCAUAUCUGCAUGGAUAAACAUUUUGAGAAUGAACUCCAUCCCAAUGAAGAUGCAUCACGCACUAGUGGGUAGCUGGUGGACUAAGGAAGAAUGUGGGGUCUAGUGAGUGAAUAGGCUAAGCGAUAGCUUUGCUGGGAUGGGAUAAUUGUGGUAUUUUACUUCAUCCUCUGUACAGUGUUUCCUUGAAUCUGUAUUCUGUUUGUACUAUGUCAUUUGGUGGAUAUGUGAAAGGUGAAUUAGUACCCUUGUAUUUCACUUGCUUCUAUGAGAUUGAAACUUGGCUUUUUCCUUGUUUGGGGGAAGGGGGAAGUUUGUCAGAUGGGAGAGGUGAAGAGUUUAGAAUAGAAGGAUGAAGUAAUGAGAAGAAAGAAGAUAAAAAUACAGUUGGUGAAUAACAUGUUAUAUGUUACUUGAAGGACAGCUUGAAGUUUUAGGAUAGCUUGCAAAGUCUAGUGUCUCUUAAAAGGAAAGAGCAAAAUUCUUAGAGCAGUUAAAACCCCACAGUUGGGUAUUUGAAGUUUGAGUCUUCAAAAAUGUUGCAAUAUAUAUAUAUAUAUAUAUAUAUAUAUAUAUAUAUAUAUAUAUGUAUAUAUAUAUAUAUUAGUUUGGUUAGGUUUCUAAUGUUUUUAAGAAGGAGAAAAAGCAGGUGAAUGUGAUCCAGAUGAUGAGUUUGGGGAGGAUUGUUUUACACCGAAAUGGAUCCUUCCAUAUUUAAUUCAGAAAAACAUGUGACUAUCAGCAAGACCAAAUAGCUUCCAUUCUGUCAAAGUCCCAUGUCAUACCUUAAACCAGAAACUGUGACCCACCUCCAUGGCAAUUUUUGAGCUUCAUCAGAAAUAGCACAGUUGAUACUCAGGUGAAUGCAGAUUCAAUGCAGACCCUUUAGCAUACACACUUUUUACAGUAUAUGUUAGAAGGAAGGAUGAUUCUUCCACCGUAUUGUGGACCACAGCCUCUGGAAAGUUAAGACCUGAGGUCAUGACAUUUGUCUGGCACAGGAUUGAUUGAAACAAUUUCUUUCUUAAAUAUCUGUUUAUUAAUGUGUGAUUGAUGCUCUUUGAUCCUUUAGCACAGUUCUCUAAGAUGUACACUACUUCAUCACUACCUAUUUUAUUUAUUUGAAUCAUUUAAUAUAUUUCAUGAACUGA